Saprolegnia parasitica CBS 223.65 is the source of this 2868-nucleotide messenger RNA. Its product is annotated as TKL protein kinase. The transcript has 22 exons. The record is from RefSeq and is a predicted model, not a curated record. Gene Ontology annotation, molecular function: protein kinase activity; protein binding; ATP binding. Gene Ontology annotation, biological process: protein phosphorylation. NCBI's taxonomy places the organism in Eukaryota, Oomycota, Saprolegniomycetes, Saprolegniales, Saprolegniaceae. Bases 1 to 2868 code for a protein of 955 amino acids.
AUGCAGGAGAAGGAGGAGGAGUCCUCCUCCUUCUCCAUGACGUCGAAGGAGAAGGAGGAAGCGCUUCGCAAGGCUGCAGAAGACGGCAAGUUGGCGGACGUCCAAUCCUAUCUCGACAACGGCGUCAACGUCAACUGCUUCCACCAUGGUCGGACUCCAUUGCACGAUGCUGCUCGCUGUGGUUACUUGGAGAUCGUCCGCCUUUUGCUGGAGAAGGGCGCGGCCAUCGACGUCAAAGCCAUCAAUGGUGGGACACCAUUGCACGGGGCUGCUCUCCACGGUCAAUUGGAGAUUGUCCGUUUUUUGCUUGCGAAGGGCGCGGCCAUUGACGUCAAAAGCAAGAAUGGUGAAACACCAUUGCACUACGCUGCUGAGGAAGGUGAAUUGGAGACCGUCCGCCUUUUGCUUGAGAAAGGCGCGGCCAUCGACGUCAAAACCAAGAAAGGCAAGACGCCGCUCAUGGUCGCAGAAAGAGAAGGUCAUGACAACGUCAUCGCGCUUUUGCAAGACUCUCUUCGCAACCCAGGAAAUAUGCUCUUUAAAGCCCUCGACGAGAAACGCUUUGCCGAUGCAGCGAGAAUCCUUGCGCAAGAGACCAUGGAUCCCAACCUCAGCGACCGCAACGGCUCGUCCUUGGUGCUGCUCGUUCUCGAGACGCAAGACCUACCGUUGCUCCAAACGCUCUUGAAAAAGCCCAACCUCCAGAUCGACAUCAACGACGAGACGACUCGGGCACUUGUUCAAAACUCCUGCGUGGUCAAGACCCUCUUUCUUCAAGCAACCUCUGCCAACGACGCGAGCAUCGUGGAUCGUCUCUUGUCGCUUGGCAUCAACCCAACACUUUCGAACGAGAAGGGAGAGACCGCGCUGCAAUUGGCGGCGGCGAGCGGCCACGCCGCCGUCGUCACAACACUCCUCGCCAAACUUCUACCUGCGUCGACUGCAACCGACGACAACAACUUGUCGUACAAAGCUCUGACGGCGGCUCGCACAGAGUUACUGGCAGCGCAAACCCAUCUCCUCCUGCGCAAUACGAACCGCAAAACAGCAUUGGACUUGGCCUCGGGCGACGUUCUCGAGCAGUUGUUGGCUGGUAAACAGGCCAUCCAGACCGAGCGCACUCGCCUCGAACAUGCAAUGCAAAGCAAGAAAGACGCGCUGUCGACGGCCAUCUCGGCGCAUAACUGGGCGACCGCGACUGAGCUUUUACGCGAAGGCGUUCCCAUCCAGACCGAACUUGACCAAGAAUCCAUCGUGGCCGCCGUCACUGGAAAAAACAACGAGGAGCUUCUGCUUGCUCUUCUGUCGAUGGCCGUGGAGAACGACAACGUGAGCCUACUGCGAUCGGCGCUCCAAGUCUCGAUGUUUCGUCACGAGAUGUGCCAAAAGGUACUGGUGGACGCGGUUGCGCGCGACAAGGUGCAUGUCGUGCUGGACCUGUUGCGCUCGUUUCCAGACGCCGUGCAAGGCACAUCGGACAGUGGGCCGUCGCCACUGCACAUCGCUGCGAAAAGCGGGUCGUUGGCGCUGCUGGGCAUGCUACUGGCCAGUCCGAGUACCGAUAUCGACGCUAUCAACGAGGACGGCGACACGGCGCUUGCGAUGACAGUCGCCAACAACCACGUCGAAGCAACGUCGCUGCUCGUGCGCGCUGGCGCCAACGUCUCGAUGCUGUUGCCGAAUGGCUCCUCGGUGCUUCACGCUGCCGUGCUCUCUCGGGCCACGAACAGUGCUGACAUGCUCCAGAUCUUGUUGACGUCGCCAAGCAUUACGAUCGACCAAACCGACCAGGAGGGGUAUACGGCGCUUGCUCGGGCCGUCCUCGCCCAGCGUGCCGACCUUGUGGAGCAACUCGUACAUGCCGGUGCGGAUGCCACGCUGCGGUUCCAGGAUGGACAAAACUUGUCCAUUGUGGCGGCAGCCGCCCGCCGUCGCGACCAAGGCAUUGCCAUGUGCCUCAACGACCACGUGUAUCCGGAAGCGGCCCGGAUCUCGAAGGCCGACGUCACACCGGUCGAGAAACCUUUGGGCAACGGCACUGGCGAAACAUUGCGCGGCAUGGUGCGCGAGGCCAAGGCGAUGCGAGAAGAGAUCGACAACACGGAGGCGUGUCGGUCGCCGCACGUCGUGGCGAUUUUGGCUGCUGUCGACUAUGCGUCCACAGACCCGCAGAUGGUGCUCGAGUUCAUGGACCAAGGCGACGUCUUCCAGUACCACGUCAACAAGGGCAAGGGCAAGCAUGUGGAAAUUGAGAUCACGCCAAUGCAAGUGGCGUGGUCAACUGCGAACGCACUCGACGUCAUCCACAGCCUCGGCAAGGUGCACCGCGACGUCAAGAGCAUGAACAUCUUCAUCUCGUCCAUCCAUGGCGUCAAGCUCGGCGACUUUGGCACGGCCCGGGCCGUGGAGCCCAACAUGACGAUCGACGCUGGCACGCAGCGCUGGACGGCCCCCGAAGUGCUUCGCGCCUCGUCGACUGGUACCGACGAAGUACAAGCGUAUGGGACGGCGGCCGACAUUUACUCGUUUGGCAUCGUCUUGUCCGAGUUGGCGACAGACAACGAGCCGUACGACACGCUUCUAGACGACAGAAACCUCGUGCAGAAGAUUCGCGACAACGGUCUGCGUCCAGAUCUCGGCCAAGACUGCCCGCGCUGGCUCCGGAAGCUCGCGACGGCCUGCUGGGCGCCUGAGCCAUCGACGCGCCCGACGGCCAAGCAGAUUGUCAAGUACCUCGCCAAGCGCCUUGACGAGCCCGAGGUCGAUGACGCGUUUGAUGAUGAUGACGACGACCUCACGCCCGACCCCCUCGACCGCCCACCGACGACGCCGACGGGUAAGCUCGAGUCGAUCAACGAAGAGCCGUAG